AUGGUGCCAGCUGUGACGCAUGGCCACGUGCACCUGGAGCUGAGGGGCAGUGAGAGGAGCCCAACCUCUGUGUCCCCUGGACACAAAGCGAGAGUCGGUCCUGAAAUCAAGUACGUCUCUAAACCUGCUAUGAUCUCUGCGCAAAUCAGCACUCGAUCCCCAAUAAAGGAUGUUGACCUGAAAGCAUGUCAGGAAGCUUUGGCUGACUGUUGUCCACACCAAGGAGAUGAUCAGCUGGAACUGCAAGAGGAGAAGGAGAAAGAAGACAUAAAUCAAAGCAACCACAACCAUGUAGAUUCCCUUCUCUCCUUAGAGGGCUGUUUACAGCUUCUGUCAUCGCAGGUGGAAAACACGCUAGAGGGCUUAAUUGAAAAUACCAGCUCUGUCUCACAGACUAGAGGUUGCCUAGUACAUGGUAACUCCCUAGGAGAAAUAAAGCAAGACUUUCUUCUGUUACCUGAGCUCCCAGUAAGCAUAGUAGGGAACGUGAGUUUACUGGAAGAUGUACAAGUUGCUCCUUCUUGUAGAGGCCGAGACCCACCAUCCUCACCCCACAAUAUAAACUUGACACAGAUGCUUCGCCACUGUUUCAGUCCUCAUGAUGACAUGCAACUAAGAACAGGCUACCCCACUCAAUCACAUUCAGAAACAAGACAUUUACAAACCUCUAAUAUCACAAAUCUGGGAUCACUACCUCAUGGGUCAGAUUUGACAGGGCUAUUUUCAGCAGCUGACAUUAGAAACCCAACAGCCCAUAAUGAUAAUUUUGAUGAAAUUAAACUCAUGUCUUUGGGGGAAGGUUUUGAGCCUAUAAACAUUUCUCAGCUCUUUCAAGAACCUGGCGCAGAUUUGGGACUGUCUUUGAAUUCAAGUCACAGCACCGCCUCUUACUCAUUCUGCAGUGAAGGUGCUGUUGGGUACAGCAGCGACAUUGAAUCUGUUUCUUCGCAUGGCUUAGGAGCUGUUGAUGGUCACUGCCAAGAACACACUAAAUAUGGCCAUGUGGAAUAUCCAGGUGAUUCAGAGUGUUCUAGAGAAGCCACACUUCAGCAGUUUCUUCAUAACCCCACAUAUAAUCAGCUGCCAAAUCAAGCAGCAUCCACCCUGGAGCAUCAUCAACAGAUGCGGAUGGAGAAACCAAGUGAAGUAAGAGAUAGUUGCCACAAUUCUACUGAUACAAACCUUAGUAGCGAUGAAUGCUGUGCGAAAGCUCUGAGAAUACCGUUUCCAAUUGAUGAAAUUGUGAGCAUGCCUGUCGAGUCCUUCAACACCAUGCUAGCAAAGAACCAUCUGGCACAUACGCAGGUAUCGCUCCUACGUGACAUCAGACGAAGAGGGAAAAACAAAGUUGCUGCCCAGAAUUGUCGUAAACGCAAACUAAAUGCAAUUCUUAACUUGGAAAAAGACGUGCGUAAUCUUCAAACACAAAAGGAGAGCCUUAAAAAAGAGCACUCUCAGUGUAGCAGAUCAAUCAGCCGGAUGAAGCAAAAGUUAAACAGUUUGUACCGUGACAUUUUCAGUAGAUUGAGGGAUGACCAGGGUAGACCUGUUAACCCACGCCAGUACGUCAUUCAUUGCAGUAGCGAUGGCAGCGUUUUCGUAAUACCCAAACACUUAGUCAAAUCAGAACAGAAACAAGAUAACAAAAAAGAGCAGAAGCAAAAAUAA
Messenger RNA from Charadrius vociferus (killdeer), 1668 nucleotides. It is a transcript of the gene NFE2L3, whose product is annotated as nuclear factor, erythroid 2-like 3. The record is from RefSeq and is a predicted model, not a curated record. Gene Ontology annotation, cellular component: nucleus. Bases 1 to 1668 code for a protein of 555 amino acids. Gene Ontology annotation, molecular function: DNA-binding transcription factor activity, RNA polymerase II-specific; RNA polymerase II cis-regulatory region sequence-specific DNA binding. Lineage: Eukaryota; Metazoa; Chordata; Aves; Charadriiformes; Charadriidae. The transcript is spliced from 6 exons. Gene Ontology annotation, biological process: regulation of transcription by RNA polymerase II.